Molecule: messenger RNA, 1590 nt
Organism: Corylus avellana
Lineage: Eukaryota; Viridiplantae; Streptophyta; Magnoliopsida; Fagales; Betulaceae
Product: ADP/ATP translocase 1, mitochondrial
Biological process (GO): mitochondrial ATP transmembrane transport; mitochondrial ADP transmembrane transport
Cellular component (GO): mitochondrial inner membrane
Molecular function (GO): ATP:ADP antiporter activity
Source: RefSeq, a predicted model, not a curated record
CAUUUCAAAGCCCCUCCCUCUCCACCACACAAAUAGGUUCUUUACAUCCCUCGAUUCUCUCUCCCAACCUUUCGCAACCGAACACAUUUUUCUCUUUCAACGCACAGCGAAAGGCGGAGGAGACUCUCCCAAAGGGGAAGUCAAAAUGGCUGAUCAGGUUCAACACCCCAGGGUCUUUCAGAAGGUAGCUGGCCAGCUCCAUCUUCGUACUAGUCUUUCCCCGGAUGUUCAGAGUUAUGAUGCUGGUUUACAUCGGCCAUCUCUGUACCAAAGGCGGGCCACAUUUGGGAAUUACUCCAACGCUGCAUUUCAGUAUCCUGUAAUGCCAGCAUGUGGAGCUACCACUGAUCUAUCUGUGGUUGCAUCAACUGCCUCCCCAAUUUUCGUCCAAGCCCCUGCAGAGAAAGGGCACUUUCUUGUUGACUUCCUUAUGGGCGGUGUCUCUGCUGCCGUAUCCAAGACAGCUGCUGCUCCAAUUGAGCGUGUUAAACUUUUGAUUCAGAACCAGGAUGAGAUGCUUAAAACUGGGAGGCUUUCUGAACCCUACAAGGGUAUUGGUGAUUGUUUCAAGCGAACAAUGAAGGAUGAGGGGGUUGUUGCAUUGUGGAGAGGUAACACUGCUAAUGUCAUCCGUUACUUCCCUACUCAGGCCUUGAACUUUGCAUUCAAGGAUUACUUCAAGAGGCUUUUCAACUUCAAGAAAGACAAGGACGGUUACUGGAAAUGGUUUGCUGGUAACUUGGCAUCAGGUGGUGCAGCUGGUGCUUCAUCCCUUCUCUUUGUUUACUCCCUGGACUAUGCUCGUACCCGUCUGGCUAAUGAUUCAAAGGCUGCAAAGAAGGGGGGAGAAAGGCAAUUCAAUGGUCUGGUUGAUGUCUACAGAAAGACAUUGAAAACUGAUGGUCUUGCUGGUCUUUACCGUGGAUUCAACAUUUCAUGUGUUGGUAUCAUUGUAUAUCGUGGUCUCUACUUUGGAAUGUACGAUUCAUUGAAGCCAGUUCUCUUGACUGGAAAGUUGCAGGAUAGUUUCUUUGCUAGCUUUGCCCUUGGUUGGCUCAUCACCAACGGUGCUGGUCUUGCAUCCUACCCAAUUGACACUGUCCGUAGAAGAAUGAUGAUGACCUCUGGUGAAGCUGUCAAGUACAAGAGCUCGUUCGAUGCAUUCUCUCAGAUCCUCAAGAACGAGGGUGCCAGGUCUCUCUUCAAGGGUGCUGGUGCAAACAUUCUCCGUGCCGUUGCCGGUGCUGGUGUCCUUGCCGGUUAUGACAAGCUACAGCUGAUCAUGUUCGGCAAGAAGUACGGAUCUGGUGGAGGUUAAACAAGGGUACAUUUCCCUUCCUGUGCCGUUUAGCUUUUAGAUGGUGAUGAAAAUCGUUUUGAGUUCCAAGAACUUAUUCCGGCAAAUUUUUGUUUCAAAUAAUUCAGAUUUAGAGGGAGUUGAAUCCCAAACCAAUUUUUAAUUUUGGAUGGAUUUUUGAUCCUAUAAACCUGAUUUAUUGGGGUGGAUGCCAAAUGCCCCUAUAACUUAAGGGAUACUUUUAUACGUGUCCUGGUAUUUUUGGAGAAUAAAUAGUUUCUUCGUUGCUGGAA